CUACAUACCACAAAGAGACGCGAGCCGUCGCGACGACGCAUACGAGGUAUCUCCGGCGCGCAAUUCUCACGUGUGUUUCUACGCGUUUCCGGUUACUGUUGGUAGCACAAAUUUGCCGCGCUCAAGGAAUACGAUUUCCGGUGUGAACAUUUGGCCGUCAAAGGCCGGGGAAAUAUCGAGAGGAAACUAGGGCGUAUUUUAUGCGGCCGUAGCCGCACCGUCGUGGAGCAGCAGAUCUUCUUCAUCAAGUUGAUGCAGAAACUUUCCGAAUAAAACACACAAACAGGAAAAUUUCGUGGUAAAUUGAGAAAGAUCGAACGCGAACGGCGAACAGCGUUAGAUUUCUUCAGCAAACAGAGCGCGAUGGGACAGGAGAUCUAAUCGAGAAGUAACGUCCUCGGGAGACAUUCUUUGAACAACCGGCACGUGGCAGCUCUGACAGACACAUCGGCACCGCCGGUGACGUUCAGAGACGAUCAGCAGAAACCGCACGCGGAACAAAAGAGAGCCUGAGAAGCGAAAUCGUCUUCUUCCAGACGAGCGUGCGGAAGGAGGAACUUUCGAGGUCGUGCCGUGCAAAAAGCCACGAUAUCAGAGAUAACGUUUUGAAACUAAUUAAUCCGCGUGGCAAACAGGCUCGUCGCUCUUACGACGUGUCUGUCGAGACGACACUGGCAGUCGUAAUCGUUGGCUGCCAGUUGCAUACUACGUCGAUUUGCGAAGUACCGCGGCUGGCCUCAUUUUCGCGUCGUCGAAUAGUUCUGUCUUAGAAUAGAUUCUAAUAUCUCUAGGUGACCGUGGAAAUUUUCAGUGUCUUCAGCAACGAGACACGUAAUUCGUAAUAAUAUACAUUCCUCCGAUGAUCAUUGUUGUGACGUCUUAAGUGAUAACUAAUACAAAUAUGCUUCUCGCAGUUACUCUCCUCGAAUCCACGACAUCUGCAAUCAGAAGAUAAGUUGAAGGCUGAGCAUCUUCGAGAUAAAUUACUGGACUAUCACAGCGAGUGAAAAACUGCCAAUGAUAAAUUUAAUUCGUUCGUAACGGAAGAAGAGAGUUUUUGAGGCAUUAGAAUCUUCAGGUGACGAAUUGCGAAUUUGCAAGACGACGUGAUUAGCACGAGACAACGCUAGAGGAUAAAGGAAACGCGUCUCGUUGAUCAACACUGAGUGGUACCAAUUGAGAGUCGACCCUCGAGAGUGGAGCCUAUUGGCCAAGCUGUUAAUUCCUUGAAGCACGGUUGGAUUGGAUCACUCGUGGACAUUCCAGAGUUUGUGUCGGGACCGUUAGGCAAUCUAUCGACUACCGUCUUGCUAGCCGGACUUCUUUUCCCGAAGAAGAUCCGGAACUUUGUAUCCUACUAAAACUCAACAAGAAGGAUCAACUGUCUGUGAAUUUUUAGUGAUUGUUCACUGGAAAACAUAUUAAGCAGUUUAAUUCUUAAGACCGAAGAGGGAAACAUUUAAACCAAAGUGAGAUCAACAAGUCAUCAGCAGUGAAGAAAUCUCAAAACAACGUCAUACUUAUUAACGCAAGAGAAUCAUAAAGUUCUUCUCGGCAUUGCAUUAGCGAUUAUAAAGAGGAAGAUUUUGAUCACAUUCGAGAUUCUUGACGACUGAAUGGCCCACAUUUACUGGUUGCUACUUUUUGAAAGACUCUGAUAGUGUCUCUUUGUGGAGUAACAGCAGGGAUACGAUACUAAAAGAGAGAAAGACGCGGGCAUAUCGUCAAGAGGGUUAAGUCUCUUUGGUCCUACCAGGAGAGCCUUCGCUUUGCAGAUUGUUCUUAGAAGAACCAGAUUUCCAUUCGCCACCGAGAAGAUUUUGGAACGUGGUGAACGAAACUCGAACUUCCAUUGACGUCAUUCACAAGAGGCCUCGUUCAUUUCCUCCUGGCUCGGAUUCUUUUUUUAGACGGCACCAUGGAGCGAAGGAUCAUGAAAAUGUGGUGAUAACGGUCAGGCGGAGGCCUCCGAUAUCCAAGACACUAUCCAGUGUGUGAGCCAUAGUCGUUAGAAAGCAAUCGAAACAUAAUCGUAACGUUGAACAUUCAGGAAUUUCGGGGACAUCCGCCAAUUAGACAGUUUUACAUUUUCACGAGAAGCAGUUUCUUUUAGACAAGGAUUACUUUUUUGUCUUUAACAUCUCUGACUGAAAUAUUGGAAAUUAUAACAACACUACAGCUACUUGGAUCCAACGAGGCGUAAAAGUUUCGAAACAUAAAGCUUCGAGUUGAUCUUCUAUAGACGCAAGAUCUUGAUAAGAUAAUUAAGGUGUGUCACGCGGAUACUCGUCUACCUCGAAUAUUUUUGGAUAUGCAGAAUUGACAUUCUUUCGUUCUUCGUUACAAAAAGAAUAUCUUUUCAAGCGAUUCUUAUCUAAGGUGGAGGAGAUACCAGGCAAAAAGCAUCAAUCGUUAAAACGUAUAGAAGAAGGAAAAGGUUCUCCGCCGAAACGGCAGCUAAGCUUCAGCACAAUUAAGAACAAGAUGCGUUGCAGCCAAGGCGUGGCAAUGAUAUUCGAGGACGCGUUCGUCGUCUUUUCGCGUUUUUUGUCACUGAAAUCGCGAGGCUGUACACUCUUAGAAACACAUCGGCAACGUGAGACCACCGGCAUCAAGAAAUUGUAUAACAGCUUCUUCGUGAUGUUCUAAGAGUGGGCGGAUCAGCACGCGUACUCGGCCCUGAUAAUCACCGGCGGUCGGGUGAUGCACCGUGUAUUUCCGGGCACAUCGAAGAUCUGGACCAAGGGAUACCUAUAGGGUGGACGCACAGCACGAUCUUCAACAGGCACGAAAGGCACACGUGGUGAAAUGGAAUGAGUGCUUAUUGCAGCUAGAGAACAGACAGUCGGAGACGAAGAUCAUCGAUCUGUGAUUUGAAAGCAGCGUGGACUCGUCGCCUUUUACAGAAUCGUCGCCAAGAAACACAGUCAUCAAAUUCAUUUUUGCAUAUACAUACGUAUAGCAUUUAAAGUGGUAAAGUUGUAAUUCAUAAGUCGUCCAUGUCUUCUCAUCCUUGAAGAGAAGGAUCUUUUGGCGCUAGAAAAUUGAUACGUCGACGGAGUCUCUUUAAGGACGGUUGAAGACUGUUACCCUUGGUAGAUCUGAGAUCAAAAAUUAAUAUAUAGAUAUUUCUUAUCCGGAAAUCGCUACAGGCAAACCCGUUAGUGUCGCAGUACGUAGAUUGUAGACGAUAAUUAAUUUGAUCACGUGUGCUCUGAGAAGCUGUUGAAUGGAGCUGCAACUCAUGAUGGAUGGUGGCGCGGAAACCCUACACGGAACGAUGUGGUUCUCCAACACAUCUCCGUCAUACGAGCAAUUGUCACCGGUUCGUCCAAACAGAUGUGACGUUGUAGCCAACUCUCAACAGACCACAUUGGGGUAUCACAGUCCACAAAAUUCUUUAUGGCAAGAUAAGCACUCGCCGAAAAAUUCGCCGACUGGCGGUGAUCAGAUACAUUUAAACAGCAGCUCGCCACAACAACUCUCGCCUUCCGGAUCUUCCCCGAAUUGUGAACAGAACAAUUUGAAACGCCGUUCCACGGAAUCGGACAUUACUGAACUUGAAAAGAAACAUAUUAGAAGAGAUGGAUCCAUCGGAAGCAAUGGCUCUGGUCAAGGUUGGUCCACGCAAGUGGAGGAACUUGCUGAACACCUUGCCGCUGAUUUUGAUGGAUCAUUAUCCGCUCUUGCGGCAUCUGAUCUUGCAACAGCUGUCGCCUCUUACACUAAUAUGAGCGAAGCCCUCCUCACUUUGCCAUCGUUAACAGUCUUCAAGCAGGAGGCGCCUUCGCCUGAGAAUCAGCAUAACAAUCCCAAUUUAAAUCACGUAUCGCAAAGGGCGAUCAAUACAGUGCCGACUAGCAAUGGAAAUGUCGGUUCCGUAGAGGCCGACAGCAACAACAAUGGACAAACCGCGGCUAGUCUCCAUCAACUCUUGUACUCCUCCAACGAGGAGUACCCGCCAACUUCAACUGCGACCAACCACGUUUCUUCUUCUCAGCAGGGAAACGAAUUGAACGAGGAUUGCCGUUUUCAGUACGUCUUAGCAGCCGCUACCAGUAUCGCCACUAAGGUUAAUGAAGAAACGCUAACGUAUCUAAAUCAGGGGCAAUCGUAUGAGAUUAAGCUGAAAAAAUUAGGCGAUUUGUCUGCCUAUCGUGGAAAGAUUUUAAAGGGACAUUCGACCUUUCUGUUCCAGUCGACGAUUCGCAUUUGCUUCCACGAGCGACGGCUGCAAUACACGGAACGGGAACAGAUGCUAGCCUGGCAACGCGCUAGACCGGGAGAGAGAUUACUAGAGGUUGACGUUCCUCUCAGCUAUGGUAUGGUAGAUGUCUGUCAACCGUCGCUAUCCAACAACAGCGUGGAGUUUAUGUGGGAUCCUACAAAAGAAGUCGGCGUUUAUAUUAAAGUCAAUUGCAUAAGUACUGAGUUUACACCGAAAAAGCAUGGUGGAGAGAAAGGCGUUCCCUUCCGAAUUCAAGUAGAGACUCGAUUACCAGGAGGACCACGCCUGCACGCAGCCUCAUGUCAGGUGAAAGUCUUUAAAUUAAAGGGAGCAGACCGUAAACACAAGCAAGAUCGUGACAAGAUAUUGAGACGUCCUCCUCACGAACAAGAUAAAUAUCAACCUAGCUACGACUGUACCGUCCUCUCCGAUAUUCCUCUGGAAUCCUUAUCGCCUUCAAACUUGCCGGCGCAGAAUGGUGGAAGCCCGUACGCCUCAACGGAUGCAAUAUCACCACAAACACGCACGACCAUCGGUGGCAAUUCCUCUCCGGUAGUCGCCCCAUUAGCACUUUCGGUUUCUAAUUCUGGUAUCGUACCAUUGGUUCCGGCUUCGGACGCCGUGAAGGAAAACGUGGGAACGGCGCCGGCCUUGCCAUCGCCUGCAGCCAUAUUGCCAGAUCAACCUUGCAUUGAAGCUGAUGUUAGUUUGACAGCACGCAAAGCUACUUCCCCGCAACAACUAAUCGAGUUUAUAAAAACAGGUGCCCCAUGUCUCACCGAAUUACCGCCCGACGCAAAUGCCACGCAGACAACCGCCUGGCUUCGUGCCAGCCGAUUCAACGCGUUCGAGUCAACAUUUGCAAGCUUCUCUGCAUCGGAUAUUUUACGCUUGUCCCGAGAGGAUUUAAUUCAGAUCUGCGGCGUGGCAGAUGGCAUUCGACUGUUCAACACAUUGCAUUCUAAGGCUCCAACCCCGAAGCUUACUCUCUAUUUCUCGUUGGAAAGCAACGGCUCACUCUGGAGAGUCGCAUACCUCGACAGUUUAACGAGCACCGCUCUCACAAACAAGUUGCUCAACGCUCUAAACUUGCCCCAUGAUCGACUUCACUCAAUACUGUUCCUAGGACCACAGGGUAUACACGUAUUGGUCACUGACGAGCUGGUAGCGAACAUGAAAGACGAGAGUAUGUAUCUCGUUGAGACUAUCAAAGAUCCGACUAGCGAGCGUUACAAGUUAUUAAUAAAGUCAAAGAUCAUUUGAAUAACUUUUGGAAAUUAUCUUCUUAAUCAUUAUUUUUUAUAAAUAAAUAUGUACAAUAUGCUCAGAGAAAAAAAGAGAAAGAAGAA
Messenger RNA from Mycetomoellerius zeteki, 5577 nucleotides. It is a transcript of the gene gem, whose product is annotated as transcription factor CP2 like gemini. The transcript is spliced from 14 exons. The record is from RefSeq and is a predicted model, not a curated record. Gene Ontology annotation, biological process: regulation of transcription by RNA polymerase II. NCBI's taxonomy places the organism in Eukaryota, Metazoa, Arthropoda, Insecta, Hymenoptera, Formicidae. Gene Ontology annotation, molecular function: DNA-binding transcription activator activity, RNA polymerase II-specific; RNA polymerase II cis-regulatory region sequence-specific DNA binding. Gene Ontology annotation, cellular component: nucleus. Bases 3230 to 5491 code for a protein of 753 amino acids.